Messenger RNA from Emericellopsis cladophorae, 489 nucleotides. RefSeq names its product inosine triphosphatase. NCBI's taxonomy places the organism in Eukaryota, Fungi, Ascomycota, Sordariomycetes, Hypocreales, Bionectriaceae. Gene Ontology annotation, cellular component: cytoplasm. The transcript is spliced from 5 exons. Gene Ontology annotation, biological process: nucleoside triphosphate catabolic process. Gene Ontology annotation, molecular function: nucleoside triphosphate diphosphatase activity. The record is from RefSeq and is a predicted model, not a curated record. The coding region runs from base 1 to 489 and encodes 162 amino acids.
AUGCCAUCUCACUUAAAUUUUAUCACCGGCAACGCCAACAAACUCCGCGAGGUGAAGUUCGUUCUCGAUCCGGCGGGCAUCGAAGUCCGCAGCCAGAGCAUUGACAUUGAAGAGGUCCAGGGGACCAUUGAGGAGGUGACCAAGUCGAAGUGCAAGAAAGCCGCUGAGACUGUGAACGGACCUGUGCUAGUAGAAGACACCGCGCUCUGCUAUAAGGCGCUUGGUGACCUUCCCGGCCCCUACAUAAAAUGGUUCAUGGCGGCUGUUGGCCACGACGGAUUGAACAAUCUGCUUGCUGCGUACGAAGACAAGUCUGCCGAGGCCGUAUGCACUUUCGGCUACUGUGAAGGCUGGGAUGCAGUGUUCGAAUACAAUGGCAAAACCUUCGCUGAGAUGGAAAAGGCCGAGAAGAGCGCCAUCUCCCACCGUGGUAUAGCUCUGAAGAAGCUGCAGGAAUGGUUCAACGAGGAGAACACAACGCUGAACUAA